GGUAUUAUCACGGUUAUAUAAGCCGUGUGGACCGCUCCCACAGUCAGUGCCAACUUUUGACGAGCCAAGAACACAGUGAUCCGAUAAGAACCUUUUUGCAACAUGCUGGCCUGCAAGCUUCUACUCGCCCUGGUCAUGGGAAUGCACUGCAUUCAGCUGCUUAUGGCGGCCUGCGUGUGCUCCGAGAAGGGAACGGACUACUGCCAGAGCUGCCAGGGAUCGACGGUGAUCCGGCCGAAGCCCCGCUACUACGAGCCCAGCGAGGUGAACCUGCCGCCGAUCGGCGACAACUGCUGGUGCAGCAAGCAGCUGAUCGAGCCGGCCCAGCUGCCCAAGACCUGCGGCAAAACCACGCCGUGCAAGCCCACCUGUUCGUGCCAGCAGAUCAGCUCCGACAGCAGCUACGCCUCCUCAUCCAGCUCGGGAUCCGUCUACGGCAAAAUCGACUAUGCGGCGGAGAAGACGGCGGACAACAGUCCGGCAGCGGAUCCCAUCAGCGUGAGCCUGGCCGCCCAGGCCGGAAAGGCCAUCAAUGUGCCGGAGGCCAAGUUGGCCUACGGAUUUGCCCAGAAGCCCGUCGACGGCGAGAAGAAGGUGGUGUUCUCCAACGUGCCCGAGGAGAAUCUCUUCCAGCUGAAGAGCGACGUGAUCACGCUGAAGAAGCGCACCUAUGCGGCCAAGCAGGAGGACGAGGAGGAGUACGCCGAGGAGGAGCUGGAGCAGGAGCAGUCCGCCGACGAUGAGGAGGCGCCGCAACUCACCUACAAGCAGCUGGGCUACAUCACCGAGCAGUACAAGAACCCCAAGUUCCGCAAGAUCAGCAGCUCCCGUUCCCGUUCCAGCUCCAGCUAUGCGUACAAGGACUACAGCAAGGACUCCAGCGAGAGCAGCUACGGCAAAGUGGCCGGCAAGGUGUCCGUGGACUGUGGCUUCAAGCCCGGCCGGAUCACCUCGUACCGGAAGGCCAAACGCGAGGAGUCCGAGGACGGUUACUACUGAAUGCAACCCCCAUCCAAUUGCAAUCCUUUCGCUUGUAAAUAUGUACAGAUACGCCAAGGAGGGAAUGGAUGUUUGUCUAAGUUAGUCUUACAAAAUAUAUGUGUAUUAUUAUACAAAAUGCA
Molecule: messenger RNA, 1121 nt
Organism: Drosophila teissieri
Lineage: Eukaryota; Metazoa; Arthropoda; Insecta; Diptera; Drosophilidae
Exons: 4
Coding region: 103-999 (298 amino acids)
Source: RefSeq, a predicted model, not a curated record